Messenger RNA from Salvelinus sp. IW2-2015, 1085 nucleotides. The record is from RefSeq and is a predicted model, not a curated record. NCBI's taxonomy places the organism in Eukaryota, Metazoa, Chordata, Actinopteri, Salmoniformes, Salmonidae.
UUGAACUGCUUGGGAGAUGGGUGGACAAGACCUAGAGCGGACUGGCCACGGGACCAGUGUGCCUCUGCUUACUUCCCUAAGUUCAGGAACGGGUGGGAGCCCCCAGCUGAGCUGUUCAGGACCUCCCCAUGGGAGACAGAGGGAUCAGGGGAACUUUUCAUGUCCUCCAUGUCCCGCCCCAUGUCCCCACACAAGUCAGAAGAGUUUUUUGGAACCCAGUCUUCAAGCUCAUCAAAUGGGUCCUACAAUGGUCUGGCAUCCUCGUCCCGUAAAUAUGCUAAGAUCUGCUACCACUUUGUGGCCCGCAACGCCAACGAACUGUCAGUACUGCAGGACGAGGUGGUAGAGGUGAUAGAGGAUGAUAAACAGUGGUGGAAAGUGAGAAACAGGAGUGGUCAGUCAGGAUACGUCCCCUCCAACGUCCUGGAAGUGGUCACACUAGAGGAACCACACGGCAUGGCUGAACCACUCUAUAGCCAGGCUGGCCAGCCCUACAGCCCUACCUCUCCCUCCAGCUCUCUAGGAAGAGGGGAUAGCUUUGACAUGAGCCGCUCCAAAGACUGUGAGUCUCUUGCAGCCGUGUUGGCAUGGGUGGGCCCCGCUGGGUGGGCCCCGCUGGGUGUGCUGGGACAAAAAAGACAAGUUGCUAUACGCUUUGUUUAUGGCUAUAUGUACCAUGCCAUUGCCUACUUCCUUUUUUGACUUAGCAAACAAGAGAAAUGUUCUCUCAGCCUCAUGACAAAAUGUGUACAAUAGCAUGAGAUUAGCUAUAAAACUGCACACUUUUCUCUUUGCCCCCCCAAUAAACAUUUUUUCCGGGGGCCCACCCAGAUUUCUGUAGGCCUACCCACCAACUAAUUUCUGUCUAUGAUACUGGUCUCAGGUUUAAAUUCCUACUAAUCAAUCUAGAUAACUGCUUAUCUUAGCUAUCUGAGCUAUCUUUGCUUCAAUGUUUUUACAAGUUUCUCAUUUUAGCGAAGAAGACCUAAGCCCUUAUAGAUUAGUAGGAAUGCCUCCUAAACAGUUACUUUCCCUGUCUCUCCCUCCUCCACAUUGUUACCUCUGUCUCGCUCUAUCUCUCCCUC